Messenger RNA from Humulus lupulus (European hop), 4232 nucleotides. RefSeq lists its product as uncharacterized. Bases 191 to 3805 code for a protein of 1204 amino acids. NCBI's taxonomy places the organism in Eukaryota, Viridiplantae, Streptophyta, Magnoliopsida, Rosales, Cannabaceae. Gene Ontology annotation, biological process: intracellular cholesterol transport. The transcript has 19 exons. The record is from RefSeq and is a predicted model, not a curated record. Gene Ontology annotation, molecular function: protein binding. Gene Ontology annotation, cellular component: recycling endosome; trans-Golgi network.
ACAUAAUCAAUGAUACGGGUGCAUAGUAGACAACCUCUCACUCCUGUUUCGCUUCAAAUUACUCGAUCUGGAGAAAAUUCAAAGACAGGAGAGAUCUAACACUGUAAGAGAAGUUCAUUCUUCUUCCUUCUUCGCCCAUCAAUGGCGUCUUGGAGAAACUGGAAUUAGGUAUUCGUGGAUCAGAAGCUCGAUGGACGUGGAGAGGUCGUCACUGUGCAAUUGCGUAGUGAAUUUCCUACUGGAGGAGAACUACUUGUUGACGGCAUUCGAGCUUCUGCACGAGCUCCUUGAUGAUGGCCGAGACGAUCAGGCCAUUCGCCUCAAGGAGUUCUUCUCCAAUCCCUCCCACUUCCCUCCCGAUCAGAUCUCUCGCUUCAACUCUCUUCGAGUUGCUGAUCCCCAGAGUUUGCUAGAGGAGAAAGAAGCACUAAUAGAAAAAUUAGCAAUCAGCGAGUAUGAGCUCCGCUUAGCCCAAGAGGACAUUUUGAAACUUAAGACUGAGUUACAGAAGAAAACUGAUUUUUCUAAAAGCGACUUAAAUGGGGCGGAUGUAAAUGUGUCCGUAAACCAUGGUCCAGAAUUUAUGCGACAGAAGAGAAAUAAUGUACUUUCUGACUUGGGCCAUUUGAAGGACAAUGAACGUCAGGAUCUUAACUGUGCUGUGAAAGAAUAUUUGCUAAUAGCAGGUUACCGGCUAACUGCAAUGACAUUUUAUGAAGAGGUUGCAGAUCAGAAUCUGGAUGUUUGGCAGAAUACACCUGCAUGUGUACCAGAUGCCUUGCGCCAUUAUUAUUAUCAGUAUCUUUCAUCCACUACGGAGGCUGCUGAGGAGAAAAUUGCAAUGCUUCGAGAAAAAGACUCACUACAGAAAGAAAAUGAGAGGCUAAAUCAUGAAAAAGCAUGCUUGCUCAAAAACAAAGAUUUAGCUGAAGGUCAAAUAAGUGCGUUAACUAAAGCUUUAGAAGCUGCUCAGAAGGACCUCAAAGACAAAGAGAACUUGGUUCAAAAUUUGAAGCAGUCCCUGGAGCUCCAAAGAAAGGAUCUUAAUGAUUGUAGAGCUGAAAUCACGGCACUGAAAAUGCAAAUUGAAGGGUUUCAUUCUGGGAGAAAUUUAUCUGCAACUGAUAUUGAUCAAGUCCAUUCUGAGUCUUUAGACAGAUACAAAGAAGAGAUUAAAUCCCUGCAGAUGGAAAUAGAAAGCUUAAAAUCAAGGACUAUGAAAGCUCCGGAUUCUCUGAUUUCUAUCUAUUCUGAUAGUGAUAAUACCCAUACAUCAGAAAAAAUUGUUGAGAUACACGAAGAUAAAAGUGUGAUUCUCAGUCCAGCUAAUGCAGCUUCUAGAGUUGUAGAAGGAGAAGAUGCUCAAUCACAGAUUAUUCAAAUCUCUGAUGUCAACAAAGAAAAAUCUGUGGAACUCUCACCUGGGUUGCUAGAGAAUCCUUCUAGUGAUAAUAGUUCCUCAGAGAACAGUGAGAGUGUUUCCAAGCUCAUUAAUGAGCUGCCUUCGGAUGAUAGCAGGCUACUUCCAAAGUCACACAACCUCAAUUCUGAAGCUACUUCUGAAAAGGGUCCAGGGACAAUUCAGAUUCUAGCUGAUGCCUUGCCCAAGAUUGUUCCUUAUGUCUUGAUCAACCAUCGGGAGGAACUUCUUCCUCUAAUCAUGUGUGCAAUUGAGCGCCAUCCAGAGAGCAGCACUCGGGAUUCCUUGACUCACACUUUGUUUAAUCUAAUAAAACGUCCAGAUGAACAGCAAAGACGAAUAAUUAUGGAUGCAUGUGUGACUCUGGCUAAGAAUGUAGGAGAAAUGAGAACUGAAACAGAAUUGCUUCCACAGUGUUGGGAACAAAUAAAUCAUAUGUAUGAGGAGCGUAGAUUGCUGGUUGCUCAAUCAUGUGGACUGCUUGCAGAAUUUGUCAGACCUGAGAUUCGUGAUUCACUUAUUUUAUCUAUUGUUCAACAACUGAUUGAGGAUUCUGCAACUAUUGUUCGUGAGGCUGCUGCACGUAAUCUUGCUGUGCUGCUACCGCUCUUUCCAAAUAUGGACAAAUAUUUCAAGGUCGAGGAGCUGAUGUUUCAAUUGGUCUGUGAUCCUUCUGGAGCGGUGGUGGAUACUACUCUGAAGCAAUUAGUUCCUGCAGUAGUAAAAUGGGGAAACAAAUUGGACCAUGUUUUAAGAGUUCUUCUUUCACAUAUAUUGAGCUCUGUGCAGCAUUGUCCACCACUAUCAGGGGUUGAAGGAUCUGUGGAGUCUUAUCUUCAUGUUUUAGGUGAAAGAGAACGCUGGAAUGUUGAUGUUUUACUUAGACUUCUGGCAGAGUUACUUCCUUCUGUGCAUGCAAGAGCAAUUGAAACAUGCCCAUUUCCUGCCAUUCCUGAAACUACUGGAACUGAAUUUUCUACCAGUUUGCUUGAAUUGUAUGCAGGGGGACAUGUUCAUUGGCCAGAAUUUGAAUGGAUACAUGUCGACUGCUUUCCUGAUUUAAUACAGUUUUCCUGCUUGUUACCUCCAAAGGAAGAUAGUUUACGAAAUCGAACUACCAAGAUCUUGUUGGCUGUAUCAGAACUUUUUGGGGAUUCUUAUUUGACACACAUUAUGCUGCCUGUGUUCUUAAUAGCUGUUGGUGGUGAUGGUGAUUUGACCUUUUUCCCAUCUGCUAUCCACUCUCAAAUCAGGGGUAAUUAUUUUGAGGUUGGUACGACUCUUUUGCGUUUUCAUCGGAUUUCUAAUUGUUUCUUAAUGUCAGGUUUGAGACCAAGGACGGCUGUGGCUGAGAGACUGGCCACCAUGUGUGUCCUACCUCUUCUCUUGGCAGGUGUCCUGGGAGCUUCAAACAUGCGAGAAAAGUUGGCAGAGUACUUGAAAAACCUAUUGGUUGAAGGCACUACAAAGGAGGCUCAGUCAAUGAAGUGCAAUGCUGAGAUUGUUGAUGCUAUUCGCUUUCUCUGCACCUUUGAAGAACACCAUGCAAUGAUAUUUAAUAUCCUAUGGGAAAUGGUUGUAAGCUCUCAUAUAAAUAUGAAGAUCAGUGCUGCCAGUCUGUUGAAAGUCAUUGUUCCCUAUGUUGAUGCAAAAGUUGCAUCCACACAUAUUUUGCCUGCCCUAGUUACUCUGGGCUCUGACCCAAACCUCAAUGUAAAAUAUGCAAGCAUAGAUGCCUUUGGACCUGUUGCCCAGCAUUUCAAAAAUGAUAUGAUUGUUGAUAAGAUACGUGUUCAAAUGGAUGCUUUUCUUGAAGAUGGAUCCCAUGAAGCUACAGUUGCUGUGGUUCGAGCUCUGGUGAUUGCUGUUCCACAUACAACUGAUAGGCUUAGGGAUUAUCUUUUGUCAAAGAUUUUUCAAUUUACAGCUACCCCAAUUACUGCCAGCGAUCUUAUGCGUCGUCGCGAAAGAGCCAACGCCUUUUGUGAAGCAAUCCGUGCUCUAGAUGCUACAGAUGUUUCAGGUACUAGUGUUAGGGACUUCCUUCUACCUGCCAUACAGAACCUGUUGAAGGACUCAGAUGCAUUGGAUCCUGCACACAAGGAAGCCCUUGAAAUUAUAAUGAAGGAGAGAUCCGGUGGAACCUUUGAGACCAUUAGCAAAGUGAUGGGUGCCCAUAUUGGGAUUGCAUCAUCUGUGAGCAGUUUCUUUGGUGACACUGGACUCUUAGGCAAGAAAGAAACUGUAGAGAUACCACCCGAGACAGCUGAAUCACCAAAGGCGAUACCACCUUCAGCGGCAGAGGAUACCAGAUUCAGGAGAAUCAUGAGAGGGAAUUUUACAGACAUGCUAAGAGGCAAAGGAAAGGGUCCAGAGGAAACCUAGAACCACUGAAAUCUUAGUUCCCUUAAUGAUCAUGCGGCGAAGAGUACGUUACUCUUUUUUCUACUGGUGUGAAGAUCACUCUGUUUAACUAUAGUUGCGGUUCUUAUCCUAUAAAUAGCAAAGUUUUAUUCUAGUUUUGUUUUCGAUUUUACCAAGUGAUAGGAAAAGGAAGGUAGAAAAGCAAAGAGGAAGAGCAAAAUAAAAUCUUCUUGAUUUUUCUUUGUUCUGAAGUUAUUGAUUUGAUUGGAUUGUUUUCUUCAGCGUAUAGCGCAAUGAGAACGUUAAAAAGUACUUUGGCAGUGCUCUUUUUUUUUUUAGAGGGAAAGGCCUCAUUAAAACCCCCACAAGAGCAAAAGAAUGUCUGACAAAUGUCACUGACAAUUGGCAUCAGCCAUUGCCACAUAAUGGAUGAUAGAACUUCUGGUAA